Molecule: messenger RNA, 584 nt
Organism: Eruca vesicaria subsp. sativa (arugula)
Lineage: Eukaryota; Viridiplantae; Streptophyta; Magnoliopsida; Brassicales; Brassicaceae
Source: the annotation of a GenBank genome assembly
AUGCAUGACAGAUAUGAUGUCAUUGGAAAAAUGCUACACACUUUGCGCUUUGCCUUUGAGGUUCCCGGCUGGAAGAGCGAGAAAGAAGCACUCAUCGCUUCUGUUCUCCAGAUGCUUAUGGGAGGAGGUGGCUCAUUCUCAGCUGGAGGCCCUGGAAAAGGAAUGCACUCAUGGCUCUAUCUCCGUAUUCUGAACGAAGAUCAGCAAGUUCAGUCAUGCACCGCAUUCACUAGCAUAUUUGACAACACCGGACUGUUUGGAAUCUAUGGUUGCUCGAGUCCUGAGUUUUCUGCAAAAGCAAUUGAAUUAACAGCUAAAGAACUGAAAGAUGUAGCAGGAGGAAAAGGUUUGCAGUUUAAUCAUCUAGAUCGUGCCAAGGCAGCCACGAAAUCUGCAGUUCUGAUGAAUUUGGAAUCUCAAAUGAUUGCAGCAGAAGACAUAGGCAGGCAGAUACUUACAUACGGAGAGACGAAACCAGUUGAGAAUUUCUUAAAAGCAGUAGACGAACUUACCUUGAAGGACAUUACAGAUUUCACCAGCAAAGAUAAUUUCAAAGCCUUUGAUAAUGGGUUCCUUUGGAGAUG